AUGCAUCAACCAAUUCUCCUCAGCGCAUUCAUAGGCAUUGCAUCCUCUCUCCGUCUCAAUGCCCCCAUAGCAAACGAAAGAGGCUUCACCAUCGCCCAACCAGGCAGCAUCAAAAAUGUCGUCGUAACAAGCUCCAACACCCUCAACAGCACUCACCACAACACCCUAUCCAAAACAAAGCUACAUGGCUGGAACGACACCAUCAGCACUCACAGUCUAUCACUCGAACUCUACAACAACUACAACGGCGGUCCAAUCAACGCCUACAUCCAAGGCCUCGACUCCAACGGCGCCAUCGUCUUCAUCACCUCAAACGGCACCCUCAUCUACCCCCGCUCCAACAACUCCUCCUCCCCCAUCGAGAUCAAAGACAAUCUCGCCAUUCCCCUCCGCCCAAAAGGCCAAUCUCUCACCCUCAACAUCACCAUAUCCCUCACCUCAGGCAGAGUCUACUUCUCCGAAGGCAACCUUAGAUUCUUCAUGAUCAACCUCGGCGCAGGCGACGGCCUCGUCCAACCCUCGGUCAACAACCUCCACGACCCAAGCGCCUCCCUCAACUGGGGCUUCAUCGAGCUCACGUUUCUCAAAAACGGCGCUCUGUACGCAAACAUCAGCUACGUCGACUUUGUCGGCCUCAUCCUCAGCAUGAUGCUCUCCACCAAAAACGGCGGCACGCCCCAAAUCACACGAGGUCUCAGAGCGAAUGCUGUCUACGAUCUCUGCGAAGGGUUGUUCAACCAAACCACCAACGACGGCUAUCUCUGGCUCGCAAUGUGCGUCGUCGGCAAGACUGGCGAUCCAGUGCGGGUGCUCUCGCCGAACUACUACCAGCGCGUCUACGCAGCUGAUUUUGAAGACUACUGGCAAGACUACGUCGAUACGGUAUGGGAGUAUUACUCGUCUCAUACUCUUGCGAUCGACACACAGACACCGCUCGGCGAAGUCAAAUGUCAAGUCACAAACGACACUCUGUUCUGCGACGAGGAUAAUCGCGGGUAUGCUAAACCCACAGCCUCCGACAUCUGGGGCUGCAACAGCGGCCCAUUCGGCCUGCAAGAAGGCGAUAAUCCCGUCCACGUCGCUGUGAUUCCCCGUCUUUGCGCUGCAUUUGUCCGGUCCACGCUGCUCAUUCAGGGGGGAGACGUGCAACCCAGACUGAACUCGUCGUAUCACUACUCAGUCAGUCCAACGCACCAUUAUAGUCGCCUCGUGCAUGAGCUGCAGGUAGAUGGGAGAGGUUACGCAUUUUCGUACGAUGAUGUCAAUCCCAAUGGGCAUGAGGAUGUUUCCGGGCUUGUUUCUUCUGGGAAUCCAGAUACUUUGACGGUUUAUGUUGGCGGGCCGCCGCCAAACUGA
Molecule: messenger RNA, 1356 nt
Organism: Trichoderma gamsii
Lineage: Eukaryota; Fungi; Ascomycota; Sordariomycetes; Hypocreales; Hypocreaceae
Exons: 1
Coding region: 1-1356 (451 amino acids)
Source: RefSeq, a predicted model, not a curated record